GGGUGGGGCCUCGUGCCCGGGGGUGGGGCCUCGUGCCCGGGGGUGGGGCCUGCGGCUACUUAAAGGCCGGGCGGCCCGGCCGGCUCCCCAGCUACGCCUUGCGCCAUGGCUUUGAGGUCUCUCCUACCCGCGCUUCUACGCAAGGCCGCCCCUCGGCGCGCUCCGGCCUCGGUCUCCUCGGUGGCGGCCGCGGCUCGGUGCGAGCCGCCCGCCGAGCCCCGCGAGGGCCCCGGCUCCCAGCCCAGCUCCGGGACACCCCGGCGCGCACCUGUGCCCCCCGUGGACUUCGGCAACACGGAGGCGGCGUACCGCAGCCGCACCAACGGGGAGCUGCUCCGCAGCUGGCUCGUGCUGCGAAUGUGCGCCGUGGACCAGCUGGUGGAGAAACACGAAGAGCUGCUCGGGCUCUCCCAGAAGCUCCUGGGCCAGCGGCUGUUCAACCGGCUGAUGAAGAUGACCUUCUACGGGCAGUUUGUGGGCGGCGAGGACCAGGAGGCCAUCAAGCCUCUGAUCAAGCACAACCAGGCCUUUGGGGUGGGCUCCAUCCUGGACUACAGCGUGGAGGAGGAUCUCAGCCAAGAGGAGGCCGAGAAGAAGGAGAUGGACUCCUGCACGGCCGACGCCGAGAAAAAUGGCAGAGGCGCCUGCAGGCGGGAGAAGCAGUUCCAGGCCCACCGGGCCUUCGGGGACCGCCGCGACGGCGUCAUCAGCGCCCGGACCUACUUCUACGCCAACGAGGCCAAGUGUGACCAACACAUGGAGACCUUCCUCCGCUGCAUCGACGCUUCUGGUGAGGGGCCGGGCGGGGACGGGGCGGGGAGGCAAAGGCCGGGGCUGGCGUGGAACGGGCUGCCACCGGGCCGGGUCCGAGGGGGCCGGGCGGCCGGGGUGCGGACCUUGGGCGGGCCUUGGCUGGUCCCGGGGGCCCCGGGAGCGUCGGUUUCCCAGGAGUUCCUGGCUGCCAGCCCCUUACGGUUGGGUGGGGCCCUGCCCCUUUUCCUCCCAAAAUGUCCCAGAAAAGACCCGGAGCCGGGGUUGGGGCCCCCCGACCAGGGUUGGGCGGCCCCCGGGGGGGGGGAGGGGCGGGCAGGACCCGCCUGGACGGGAGGCGGGAGCCGGGGGUGGGGGGCGGGGCCGGUGCGCCGGAAGGGACCCCAGCCCCGCUGCCCCCUCCCCCCGCAGAGGGCCACGAAGGUGGGCGUGCGCCUGAUGGUGGACGCCGAGCGAGUACUCCAGGCCGGGGCCAUCAGCCGCCUCACCCUGGAGAUGCAGCGCAAGUUCAACACGCGCGAGCCCGUGAUCUUCAACACGUACCAGUGCUACCUGAAGGACGCCUACGACAACGUGUCCCUGGACGUGGAGCUGGCCCGCCGCGAAGGCUGGUGCUUCGGCGCCAAGCUGGUGCGCGGGGCGUACAUGGCGCAGGAGCGCGAGCGCGCCGCCGAAGUGGGCUACGAGGGACCCUUUGGGUCAACCCCGAGAGGACCAACGCCAAAUUACCCCAGGUGCCUCAACUACAUCUUGGAGGAGAUUAAGCACCAGGGCCGGGCCAGCCUGAUGGUUGCCUCCCACAACGAGGACACGGUCAGGUUCACCAUUCAAAAGUGA
This is a messenger RNA of Sarcophilus harrisii (Tasmanian devil), 1608 nucleotides long. Its product is annotated as proline dehydrogenase 1, mitochondrial. Lineage: Eukaryota; Metazoa; Chordata; Mammalia; Dasyuromorphia; Dasyuridae. The transcript has 8 exons. Gene Ontology annotation, molecular function: proline dehydrogenase activity; FAD binding. Gene Ontology annotation, cellular component: mitochondrion. Bases 106 to 1608 code for a protein of 500 amino acids. The record is from RefSeq and is a predicted model, not a curated record.